This is a messenger RNA of Recurvomyces mirabilis, 1437 nucleotides long. It is a transcript of the gene WBP1, whose product is annotated as oligosaccharyl transferase glycoprotein complex, beta subunit. Bases 1 to 1437 code for a protein of 478 amino acids. The record is from RefSeq and is a predicted model, not a curated record. The transcript has 2 exons. NCBI's taxonomy places the organism in Eukaryota, Fungi, Ascomycota, Dothideomycetes, Mycosphaerellales, Teratosphaeriaceae. Gene Ontology annotation, cellular component: endoplasmic reticulum membrane; oligosaccharyltransferase complex.
AUGAGACUACGGGUAUUAGGCCUGCUGGUCGGCCUGCUGGGUCUGGUCUCGGCAUUGUCGGCGCAGGGGAAUAAAUUGUUGGUGGUGUUGGAGGAAGAAGCGGACAAGAGUCGCUACUCACAGUUUUGGAGCAGUCUGAGUGACCGCGGCUUCCAACUCACCUACCGCUCACCCAAAGACACGGGCCUGUCACUCUUCCAACAUGGCGUCCCGGCUUACUCGCACCUUCUCCUCCUGCCCACCAAAGCUAAAGGGCUCGGUCCAGCUCUCACACCAAACCUCAUCGUUGACUUUGUAAACGCUGGAUCCAAUGUCCUGCUCACUCUAUCCAGCGAAGUAGGCAUCCCCAGCGCCAUCAGCAGUCUCCUACUCGAGCUGGAUAUUACUUUACCGGCGGACAGGAAUAGCUUGGUCGUUGAUCACUUCAACUACGAUACCAAGACUGCAGCAGAAGACCACGAUAUUCUCCUCCUACCUAGCCCGAAGCAGGCGAACAACGCUAUCAAGGACUAUUUCUCCGUCGACAGCCUGGUAGCCUUCCCCCACGCCGUAGGACAAGUCCUGGGCAACGCCUCACCCCUACUCUCCUCCAUCCUAAAGGCCCCAAGCACAGCGUACACCUACAACCCCAAAGACGACAGCGGCGACAGUCUCGAAGACGUCUUCGCCUCCGGCAACCAAAUCACCCUCGUCUCCGCCUUCCAAGCCCGCAAUAGCGCCCGCUUCACCGUCGUCGGCAGCGCGGAAGCACUAGAAGAUAAAUGGUUCGACGCUGCUGUCCAAGUACCCGGCGCAGGCAAGAAGAGCGAGAAAACGGGAAAUAAGGCUUUCGCGGAGAAAGUCAGUGCUUGGACGUUCAAAGAGGCGGGUGUGUUGAAGGUGGAGAGUGUAUCGCACUACCUCAACGAAGGUCCCCAGAGCACUCUCACCAACUCCUCCUCCGCCCUGGGACAAGCGAACGUCGAUCUCAACCCGACAAUCUACCGCAUCAAAAACUCCGUCCACUACGCCAUCGCUCUAUCCGAAUGGUCAGGCACACACUGGACUCCCUUUACCCCGGCCGCAGCCGACUCCGUCCAGCUGGAAUUCAGCAUGUUAUCCCCCUUCCACCGCCUCAACCUGAUCCCUUCAUCCCAAACCCCCACCGCGACAAUCUUCACCAGCACUUUUACCUUACCGGAUCAACACGGCAUCUUCAACUUCUUCGUCGAGUAUCGCCGGCCCUUCCUCACGAAUGUCGAGGAGAAAAGGACGGUGACGGUCAGGCAUUUCGCGCAUGAUGAGUGGCCGAGGUCUUUUGUCAUUUCCGGGGCGUGGCCGUGGAUCGGUGGGAUUUGGGUUACGGUUGCUGGGUGGGUGGCGUUCGUGGUGGUGUGGUUGUAUAGUAAGCCGGCCCAGCCGAAGGGGGAUCUUAAGGCGCAGGGGUUUAGGAGGUGA